Molecule: messenger RNA, 7940 nt
Organism: Morone saxatilis (striped sea-bass)
Lineage: Eukaryota; Metazoa; Chordata; Actinopteri; Moronidae
Gene: grin2da
Product: glutamate receptor, ionotropic, N-methyl D-aspartate 2D, a
Exons: 18
Coding region: 1-5523 (1840 amino acids)
Biological process (GO): long-term synaptic potentiation; synaptic transmission, glutamatergic; monoatomic ion transport
Cellular component (GO): postsynaptic density membrane; postsynaptic membrane; plasma membrane
Molecular function (GO): NMDA glutamate receptor activity; transmitter-gated monoatomic ion channel activity involved in regulation of postsynaptic membrane potential
Source: RefSeq, a predicted model, not a curated record
AUGUUUCCAACAGCCACGCCUGGUUUGGUGUUUGAGGAGGAGAGACCGCCGCCGCCGAACCGUGCCCCUCUGGCCCCCAUGCUGGAGUUCGUCUCUGCCCAGACGGGGGUUCCCGUGGUUGCUGUGGGGGGUGGGGCCAGCCUGGGACGAGAGCCACAGGAAAGCGGCUCCAUCUACCUCCAGUUCACCUGCGCCACUUCACUCCAGCUCGAGGUCAUCUUCGAGGUGCUUGAAGAGUACGACUGGACCUCCUUCUCUGUGGUGACCACUCGUCACCACGGCUACGAGGACUUUCUGGCCAUGGUGGAGGGAAUGACGGACGGUUCAUUCAUCGGCUGGGAAAAGAAGAGCGUGGUGAUUCUUAACGUGACAGAUGACCCUGGCGGGGCCCGAACCAAACGGAUGCUCAAAGACAACGAAGCCCAGGUCCGCCUGCUGUACUGCUCCCUGGAGGAGGCCGAGCUGGUUUUCCGGGCAGCCUGGGCGGCGGGUCAGGCCGGGCCCAGUCACAUGUGGUUUGCCGUGGGACCUGCCCUGUCCGGCUUGGGCCUGGAGGGGCUGCCUAAGGCCUUGUUCGCCAUCCGGCCGCAGGGCUGGAGGGAUGAGCCACGGAGGCGCAUUGCCAAAGGCGUCUCUGUGCUCACCCAUGGGGCGAUGGCUCUCCGGAGGGACCAGGGGGCCACCAGCCGGUCACAGUACGCUGGCAACUGCCAGAGCGACGGCAACCAGACCCAUAGAGUGCCAGACAGAAUCAGGUACUUCACCAACAUAUCUAUUGGUGGGCGGGACUAUUCCUUCAACAGUGACGGUUACCUGUCCAAACCGCUGCUUGAUGUCAUCUCCUACACCAAUGGCAGAGGCUGGGAGGAGGUUGGUUGGUGGGAGAACGGCCACCUGCGUCUUCGUUACCAUCCCUGGUCUCGUUACGGCUCCUUCCUGAAGCCUCUGGAUGAUGCCCAGCACCUCCGAGUGGUUACUUUGGAGGAGAGGCCAUUUGUCAUUGUGGAACCGGCUGAUCCGGGCACCAGCUCAUGUAUCCGGGACUCUGUACCCUGUCGAAUGCCCGUGAACACCAGUUUGGUGGUGGAUGGCACGGGGCCCAUGAAGCACUGCUGCAAAGGGUUCUGCAUCGACGUACUAAAGCGACUGGCAAAAAUUGUGGGUUUCACCUAUGACCUUUACCUGGUGACCAAUGGGAGGCAUGGAAAGAACAUUGACGGAGAGUGGAACGGCAUGGUCGGAGAGGUGGUAUCCAACAGGGCUGACAUGGCCAUUGGUUCUCUCACCAUUAACGAAGAGAGGUCGGAGGUCGUAGAGUUUUCCGUUCCAUUCGUGGAGACUGGCAUCAGCGUCAUGGUUUCUCGCAGCAACGGCACCGUAUCGCCUUCAGCUUUUCUUGAGCCCUACAGCCCAGCGGUGUGGGUGAUGAUGUUUGUGAUGUGCCUGUCGGUGGUGGCUGUCACCGUCUUCAUCUUUGAGUUCUUCAGCCCCGUGGGAUACAACCGCAGCCUGCAGAGCGCCAAGAAGUCAGGAGGAUCUAAAUUCACUAUAGGGAAGUCCGUCUGGCUGUUGUGGGCACUGGUCUUCAACAACUCUGUGCCUGUGGAGAACCCCAGAGGAACCACCAGCAAGAUCAUGGUGCUGGUGUGGGCCUUCUUUGCUGUCAUCUUCCUGGCCUCCUACACUGCCAACCUUGCUGCCUUCAUGAUCCAGGAGGAGUACAUCGACACAGUGUCAGGACUGUCAGAUAAGAAGUUCCAGCACCCGACGGAGCAGUACCCACCGCUGCGUUUCGGCACAGUGCCAAAUGGGAGCACAGAGGAGAACAUCCGCUCAAACUAUCCCAAUAUGCACCAGUACAUGAUCCGCAACAACCAGAAGGGUGUGGAGGAGGCCAUUGAAAACCUCAAGACUGGGAAACUGGAUGCCUUCAUUUAUGACGCAGCGGUGCUGAACUAUAUGGCCAGAAAGGACGAGGGCUGCAAGGUGAUGACCAUCGGCUCUGGUAAGGUGUUUGCCACUACGGGCUAUGGCAUCGCCCUGCACAAGAACUCUCGCUGGAAACGGCCACUGGACCUGGCUCUACUGCAGUUGGUUGGAGAUGAUGAGAUUGAUAUGUUGGAGCGUCUCUGGCUGUCGGGUAUCUGCCACAAUGAUAAGAUCGAGGUGAUGAGCAGUAAGCUGGACAUAGACAACAUGGCCGGAGUCUUCUACAUGUUGCUAGUGGCCAUGGGACUCAGCCUCUUGGUAUUUGCCUGGGAGCAUCUAGUGUACUGGAAACUACGGCACUGUGUGAAGCGAUCUGGUGGCAUGGACUUCCUCCUGGCUCUCAGUAGGGGGAUGUACAGUUGCUGCCAGUUUGAGGAUGAGACAGCACCAGGAGGGAGCAAUUUACCCCAGUACCACACCAUGACAACCAUGUCUACGGCACCCCAACAACACCUUGUUACAGCCACAAUCAAUAACACGACUGCCAUUGCCAUGGUGCAGCAGCAACAGCAACAGAAGCACCACCAACAACAGCAACAGGGGCAGACCUACACCACCAUGCUACCCGGAUCACCACCAACUACAGGACACUCAGCAAUGGCUCUGGGACCCUCAAACAGCCCCUUAUUAGAAGGCCCCAUGCCCUGCUCCACCUUUUUGCCUCGACAUGACCGCAGACUUGCCGUGGUCGAUCGUUGGAACAGGCCAAAGCCAGAGAAAGUCAUGAGCGGAGGCAGUGGUGGAGGAGUGGGUGUUGGAGGGAUAGCAGGAGGGAUCAGUGAACUCCAGGCUCAGCAGCAAUAUCAGCAGAAUCUUGGACAGCACUGGACCCUGCAAGGAGGUGUUCCAGUUGGAGCAGGAGGAGGAGGUGACACAGGGCUAGAUGAAUAUAAGCGCUACUAUGGUCCUAUAGAUCCAGAGGGACUAGGAGCUAACUCAGACCAACAGGCAGGGGGACCCCAACAGACUCCCAAAGCUAAUUCUCGAGGCCCAAAAGCCUCAGGCAUGCCACGUUUGCCUCCUAAAGGCCCCCAACAAGGCCCAGGGCACUUAAUCUCCAAGCCACCUCCACUGAUCCCAUCUUCCCCACGGAGGCCUCCUUUCUGGCGACGAGGAAGCCUAGUUCAGGCAAGGAGAAAAGGCUCAGGAGGUCCCUUGUAUGAGAAUAUACUCCCUCUGGGGAGGAGAGGAGGUGGGAGGUAUGGAGCAAGCGAUGGAGGUGGAAGGAGAGGGCGACGUCCUCCUCCACCUCCUCUGCCUGUCCCCCUUUCCUCCCCAACACACACCCCUACUACUCCCUCCUCACCAUGCCGUUUCUACUCCUCCUGCUCCAGUGCCUCGUCCUCUUCCUCUUCCUCUACAUCAUCGUCAUCCUCUUCUUCAUCCUCUGUCUCGCUCUCUAGGUCAAAUUCCCCCUCUUCUUGCUCAAGUGACAGCUCCUAUAACUCCUCGCUGAGUUUCCGGUAUCGAGCAGGUGACCGGGAUUUUAUGGUGGAUGAUGACUAUGACUCAGAUCUGCUUACAGAGGAGUCCAGCCUCCUUCUGGGGUCACGGAGGAAGAUUCGUUCCCGUCGUAUGUCAUCGCGCUCACUUCCGUGCAGCCCACCACCUCCUCCAAUCCCGCCCCGAAAGCCACGUCCUCAGAGGGAUUAUGGCAGAGAAAGAACAGGCAGCCAGCUGGCCCAAUUACAGGAGUGGUGGGCAUCGUGGGGUGACAGAGAGCGAGGGAGAAGUGGAACAACAAGCCGGGGAGAUGGAGGAGUGGGUAGAGAGGAGAAGAGACACAACAAAGAGAGGGAGCGUGAGAGGAAGAGGAGGAAGAAGGGCAGAAAGAAGAAGAAGAGGGAAGAGAGGGAGAGAGAAAGGGAGCGAAAGCGCCGCAAAACAAAGAAAAAGAGGAAGAAAGAUGACAAGAUAAGGAAGAGAGAGCGGAAGAGGUCUGAGCAGGAGGGAGGAGAUACUGAAAAAAGAGAAGAACCCAAGUCAGGGACACCAGACUACCCGUCGUACCCACCCCUGAGACGAGAGUCUUUUCGGAAAAAGAGUGAAAGCUCAAUCAGAAGCUAUGGCUGGAACAUCCCAGGUGAAGAGGAGAGGAAGGAAAGAGAAGAGAAAGAGAGGGAUGAUGGGGAAGGCGGCCGAGGGAAAGAAAGACACCCCAGGCGAAGGAACAGCAAGCAUUAUCAAAGCUCUAGCAGUAAGCCUUCUUCAUCUGUCAAGUUCUGGGGAGGGGGAAACCCAUCCUCCGACACCAUUCCAUCUGCCUUUCUACCCUUGUUGCCUGUCUCCUCUAAAAGGAGGAAGAGUAAAAGUUCAGACAGGGAUGCUGUAGGUAUGGAGGGAGAGAAGAGGCCAUUGCUGGGACGGAAUGGAAGAGGUGAGAUGCACUCCAAGGAGGGGUUGUCCUUCCAUGAGUGGGAGUCCGAGGUAGAACGUGAAGAAGAAGAUUCUGAGCUUGAGCGGAGGAAAGCAGAGCAUGGAAAGAGGCGUGGAGGAGGAAGGACAAUGUCUGAUGAGGAGCGGGAACGUGAUAAGGUAGUCGGGAUAUAUUCUGAUGAUGAUGGUUCUUCAGGAGAGUUUGGGAAGUUUGAGAGGUAUUGGGAGGAUCAUGAAGGCAGGGCAGUAGGAGGGAUCGGAGGGGGAGGUUGGUUUUUCAGCACCUACCCAUCCAGGGAUAAAGCCGGCAGCAUCAACAGUAGAGAUGAUCUGUUCCUGGAGCGAGGAGAGAGAUGGGGGACAGCAGAAAGUGGAUGGGGAUCUAGUGGAGGUGGUGGUGGUGGUGGUGGAGGAAGAGGAGAAGGAGGAGAUAGAGGGUGGGGAUCAGGAUCACAUUGGCCCCCGCCUCCUCUCACGCCACCACCUCCUCGACGAUACUGGUCAGUGGACAAACUCCACAUACAGGAUGAGAAGAAGAGUAAACGCAAGUCAAAGGACAAGGGAAGAGGGCACGCGGCUUGUUCCUCCUGUCAGUCCCCACGACACCAUCCACACUCCCAUUCCACCAAAUGGGCCCGCAUAACAUCGCGAAGCCAGGAAGAGCUGUACGAACACUGCCAGAGUUUUGGUGGUCCCCUCAAGCCCAAACAUGACUCCUCAUCUUCCUCCAAACCUGAUCGCUCACAAAAUCCAUCCAAAUCUGGCAGCCAGUCAAACCUCAGUAUCCAGCAGCGGACACAGAGAACAGAUAGGGAUCGAGAUCGAGGACGGCAAUCAUCCCCACCUCCGACCCUCAUACCUAACUUGCCACCCUCGCUUCCCGCCCUUCCAGCUCCUCCGUCCUCAUCUCACCCUAUCCACGUUCCACCCCCUACCUCUUCCUCUUCUGUAUCCUCUCCCUCUGUGGUCUCAUCCACCCCAGGGGCACCCCAGCCCUCCUCCAUGGCUUCGGCAAGUGCUAAACUACAGUACCAGAGAUUGCGCUCUGUACCUCAGCCCCAGAGGUUCCCUCAGUCUCCUCACUUACCCCUCAAAGCCAAGAGCCUUUGCUCGCGAAGGGGCUCAGCCCAUUUCUCCAGUGUGGAGAGUGAGGUCUGAAGUUCAACAAGGUAUCAAAAGUCAUAAGCGAGCCCCGCAAGGCUGAUGCUAAGCAGGUGAUCUGGAUCUGAAUCUGCCUGGCAGCAUACAUGGCUGCGCAGCCAAGUCAGUACAGUAUACGCACUGAGCCCUUUCCUAAAGUUCUGCACAAACAAACCAGAAAGCCAAACAAACCCAAUGAGGUUGGUCAAAGGAAAACAGGAGCAAUCUUGUGCUUACUGUUGUUUCCUUUCAUUCCUCUCAGUAUGUGAAAGACUACAACCACAACAACAACUUGCAUUCUGAACUGGGUUAACCAAUACACUUAAGCAAAUCAGACAUUAAAAGUGGUACAGCUGAAGGAGACUCCUUUGCUUUAGACAGUAAAGGGCUUUGGAUGUUGAAGCAGAGCAGUAGUUUGUAUUCAGAUGAUUCUUAAUGCUUACUGAGGGCUCAGGAACUUUGUAGUACUGUAUGCCUGCUGCUCUCGGAAGCCUUUAACACAGAACAGUGUUCUUAUUUUUUCCCUUAAACAAAUUGCUUACCCCUACUUUCCUUUUUCCUUAACAAACUGUUUACACCCCCGCAGAACUGUGACGCCCUCUCGAGGCACGUUUGUUGUGUAUGAUCAAUACCUUCUUGAUUAGAGGGAGAGGAGGGUGAUAACCACCUUGUCUUCUCAGUGUUAUCCAUGCAUCCUCUCUGGUUCUCUUCUCUUUUGUUCUCUCCUAUUUAUCUCCUGUUUUCUCUCUUCUCACCCGCUCUACCACAUUAUUUUCUCUUUUCUUUCUUUGCUUUACCUCUUUUCCCACCUUAUUCACAUGUCUAUCUUCUCCUCAUCUCCCUUGUCAUCUCCUCUCCUGUCCUCCCCUCUUGGCUCCUCUCCUUGAUGUGAUUAUUCUGUGUGUCUGUGCUUUUCUGUGUUUGUAUUCUUGACAACAGGGUAAGUCAACUGUGACUGAUAUUCUACUGGCUUAAUGAAAAGCUGAGUGCCAAACCUAAGUAGAGCUCGACAUCAAUCUGUACAACGUUAGCUGCUGUGUUUCCUUUUAUCUUGCAGAGUAUUCCAUCAUCUCCAAAAUACGCGCACAUGCAAAUACACACUCACAGACACAUAAAAGUGCACAUUAACACCUGCAUACAGUCAAUUCAUUUGUUCUCUUUCUUGAGCAAUACAUUGUUCACACUCUCUUCAUGUUACAAUUUUAUACUUUGAAACCUUUACUUUACUUCUGUGUUGUAGUUGUUGUUAUUGAUGGUGUUCUAUAUAUCAAAACAUGUAUUAAGUCUAAUACAAUGUAAACACUGUGCCAUACUACUCAAGCUGCACAUGAAACAUUCUCUCAACUACCUAAAUACGACGAUGGAGGCAGUGUCUAUUCUCUCCCUGCUUUUGACUGAAUGUAAAGUCAGCCACCAACAAGUGUGCUGCAACAACAAUUAAGACACUUGGAGAUGGAAAUUGUAGCAUUUCUGAUGGUAAGAAUGUGUGACUAAGUUAAGAGACAUGAAGAGAGUUGACUUCAGGUCGUUGUUGAUGUAGCUUUACUUAAGCAACAGUAUGCUACUCUUGCAGUCUUUGCAUAAGGAUUAGACCUGAGUUGAAAAUUUUUUUUGUUUGUUUCUUCUUGCAAGUAGUCCAAUUAGUGCUGAGACGAGAAUGCAGCAAACAUUUGCAAAACAAAACGAAUCAACCCAGGUUUGCGUGCCGUCAAGCAGGAAAUAUGUGUCUAACAUGCUAGGUGGAGCUACACGUUUGUUAGACAAGGUGAAAGAUUGUUGCAGGGAAAUAAAUACGUAUAGCCUUAUGCUAAUUGCUCCUGCCAUAUGUUUUGUGUAAAGUAUGAGUAUGAAGGUAUGUAUUUUAAUCAACAUGGCUGGGGUUAGCCCCAUGCUACCAAGACAGUAUGAUCAGACGGGGAGGAUCUUGAUUUGAAAUUAUAUCUAGUGCAAGUGCCGUUUUGAUGUCAAAGAGACUGUGCCUAUGUUGGAUGCUAGCUAGCGAAUGAGACAGUUUUGAGGAAGUGCUGGAUCUGGGCGAUGGUGUAUGAAAGACACAGUAGCACCUCCUGUGCAAUCCUGUUUUUUAAAAAGGUAUUUCUCACCUUGUAAAUGUGUAACCAAGAGCUAUAGCUUUUUAAUCCAUGACCAAGCUGACACCAGCACUUACACUCAGAUGUCAAGCAAUUAGCUAGAGUAUCUAGUUAUAUCCAUCGACAUUAGAAUUAAGAAUCAGGACACUGGACAUCAGUAGAGUUUUAGAGAAGAGGCAAGAGCCGUUGGCACAACACCGUUUGUGUUUUUCAGUCGGUUAUAAUGCCUGAGCCAUCUUUCCCAUAACAGUCUGGUGAGCGCUUGUUGUUUGCCUGGAACUGCAUCUGAGCCAUAAUUUACUUCAGCUGAAGAAAACAAAAAGAUAACUUACGUUUUUAACAUAA